UGAUAUCAGUGCAAACUACAAGUACGUCAAGCCAUUGCAUGAGUAAGUGUAGUUUUGUUUUUAUUUUUUUUGACGAGACUACAUGUUCCAAGAAAAUCAUCGCAUGAGCUCCUGUUUACGAACAAGGAAGCCAUUGGUGUAAGUGACAGGUCUCAUCAUGGAGCUCUUAGGUGGCGUUCUGAAAUGGUUUGGAGUCGAGGCAAGUGGACUCCCUGUGACUGUGUGCCUCUUUCUGCUGUUCCUCUGCCUUCUUUACUGGUAUUCUGUCUACCCCUUCUCUGUCUUGGAAUGCUGUAGCAUCAAACAUCCAAAGCCCUCACCAUUUUUUGGGAACCUCAUGCUGUUUCGAAACGUUUUUUUUGGAGCACAUAAAGACAUUAUAAACAAGUAUGGACGAGUUUGUGGUUAUUAUUUAGGACAGAGACCUGUUGUGAUAGUAGCAGACCCCGAUAUGCUCAGACAGGUGAUGGUGAAGGAAUUCAGUAAAUUCCCCAACAGGAUGACACUUAGAGUCGGCACUAAACCCAUGAGCGAGAGUCUGAUCAUGUUAAAGGAUGAACGCUGGAAACGUGUCCGCAGCGUCCUCACACCGUCUUUCAGUGCAGCCAAGAUGAAAGAGAUGGUUCCCCUAAUCAACACAGCCACAGAGACGUUACUGAGAAACCUGAAGACCCAUGCCAAGUAUGGUGACAGCUUUGACAUACACAAGUGUUUCGGCUGCUUCACAAUGGAUGUGAUUGCCAGUGUGGCGUUUGGUACGCAGGUGGACUCCCAGAACAAUCCAGAUGACCCGUUCGUGCACCACGCCUCCAAGUUCUUCGCUUCCACCUUUUUCCAACCCCUGAUGAUAUUCUUCCUUGCAUUUCCAUUCCUCCUCGCACCUCUCGCUGGCCUUCUCCCCAAUAAGCAGAGAGAUUAAAUAAGUUUCUUUAUCAGCUGUAUCCAGAAGAUAAUUAAACAGAGGGAUGAUCUGCCUCCAGAACAGUGACGACGGGAUUUCCUGCAGCUGAUGCUGGAUGUGAGAAGCAGCAGUGAGUGUUUGUCUCUGGAGCAUUUUGAUGUGGUAAACCACGCCGAUGAACUGGCUUGCACAGAGCAGGGGACAGACAACGGACAGGAAAACAGUCCUGGCCAUGCAUCCAGCAAGCGCACCCAGCAGAAGAGAAUGAUAACAGAUGAUGAGAUCGUGGGUCAGUCCUUCAUCUUCCUGUUGGCCGGAUACGAGACGAGCAGCAACACACUAGCAUUCAUGUGCUACCUGUUAGCAAUCCACCCAGACUGCCAGGCCAAAGUCCAAAAGGAAGUGGACAAGUUCUUCACCAGACAUGAGACAGUAGAUUACACUAAUAUCCAAGAGUUGAAGUAUUUAGACAUGGUCAUCUGUGAGGCACUCAGACUCUACCCACCUGCAUUCAGGUUUUCACGAGAAAUAGGGCCAGACUGUGUGGUAAACGGACAGAUUCUGCCUAAAGGGGCAUCCCUGGAUAUCCCUGUUGGGUUCCUUCACCAUGACCCAGAGCACUGGCCCGAACCGGAGAAAUUCAUACCAGAGAGGUUCACUCCAGAAGCCAAGGCCAGCCGGCACCCAUUUGUAUAUCUGCCGUUUGGAGCAGGGCCACGCAGCUGUGUGGGCAUGAGAUUGGCCCAGCUGGAGAUUAAAGUAGCUCUGGUUCACAUAUUGAGGAGGUUCAAUGUUGUGGGCUGCAAGGGCACAGAGGUUCCUCUGGAGUUGAAGUCAAGCACCACCCUUGGACCCAAGAACAGUAUUCUUGUCAAAAUCACCAAGAGAGAGAAUUGAGGAUUUGAGGAGUCCUGAUAAUGGUUUCAAUUCCACGAUUUAGAAUCUGAUUCUUUUCUAAUCAUAUUACUUCAAAUUAAUCACUAACCAAAUGUCUACUGUAAACUUUUAUUCUGUAAUCGGCUGACAAAUGAAUUUAAUAUAUCAGUACUAGUGCAGACGUCUUUAAGAAACAGCCUUUAUACGCACACAUUGUCCAACAGCCUGUUUUGCUGGGACGAUCAGUUCAGCAAUGUGAUUUUCCUCUUAUUACCCUCACUGAAGAUAAUAAUCAUGUCCUUUAACUAGGAUGGAAAUAUGGUCAAAUAUAUCUUAUUUCAUUAAAACUGAUUUUCAGUGUAAUAUGAAUGAAAGAAUUGGACAGAUUUUAAGGUUAAUUCAAUUUUGACGUAAAUGUAACUAUAAAAGGAACUGAACUGCCUCUAAGUUAAAAGAAGAGGUCUGUCUUGCCUUAUUUCCACUCUAGAAAUUAUUUUGGAUAUGAUAUUUUUACAUCCUUUAAUUGUUUUUCUUAAAGCUGCAGUGCAGCACCUUAACAUGAUUAUUGAGGUUCAGGUUGGACUGAAUGCUGCAUUUUUACCCAACAUAAGAACAUCAUGAAUAGUGGUUGACCGAUAUAUCGCAGAGGCCGAUAAAUCAGAUGAUAUUCUGAGUUUUUAAAUGAUCUGCAUCGGCCGAUAAAUUUUUCUGUUAACCCAAUUAGUUUCCCAAGCCGUGAGGGCACAGAGAAUCGCUUGCUUGCAUGUGACAGACCCGUCUGUGACAUGUAAACGACCAGUCACAGUUAGAUGUGUUGUUACUUGCCAUCGUGUUACUACAAUAAUAGACCGGCGUACAACGUCUUAUUUAAACUGUCCUGCAUAUCAGAGCCGUGAAAAAGUUGCAGGAGCUCAUGACGAAGUGCUCGCUUGUUUCUCUCUCUCUCUCAUCAACAGUUCCUUGUAACUUUUAACUGUCUUGUCUAAUGAUAUAAAGGCAAAUAUAAAAAUAAAAACUUUUAAAAAAAAUUUGAUGACUAAACAAAACCCAUCUAAAACACAAGAAAUGAUUUUUUUAAUUUAUUUUUUUAAUUAAUUUGAGUAAAUAUUGUGCUAAAUAAAUGUACUAUAUUUAUUGUAGCAAUUUUAUGUAUGUGUUAUUUACUAUAAUAAAUUGUGUGGCAU
Myxocyprinus asiaticus (Chinese sucker) is the source of this 2961-nucleotide messenger RNA. RefSeq names its product thromboxane A synthase 1 (platelet) (gene tbxas1). Gene Ontology annotation, molecular function: iron ion binding; steroid hydroxylase activity; heme binding. Lineage: Eukaryota; Metazoa; Chordata; Actinopteri; Cypriniformes; Catostomidae. The record is from RefSeq and is a predicted model, not a curated record.